Molecule: messenger RNA, 144 nt
Organism: Camelina sativa (false flax)
Lineage: Eukaryota; Viridiplantae; Streptophyta; Magnoliopsida; Brassicales; Brassicaceae
Source: RefSeq, a predicted model, not a curated record
AUGACUAAUACAAGUAACUUUUAUGAAAACCACAUUUUCUAUAUUCAAUUAUUAUUUACCAAUAAUAACUUGACAUUUAAAAAAAGAAGAAGAAGAGGGUGGGGCAUUAAAGAGAGCUGUCUCAUAGUUGGUAAUGUCAAUUAA